Molecule: messenger RNA, 1408 nt
Organism: Dioscorea cayenensis subsp. rotundata (Guinea yam)
Lineage: Eukaryota; Viridiplantae; Streptophyta; Magnoliopsida; Dioscoreales; Dioscoreaceae
Product: cAMP-regulated phosphoprotein 21-like
Exons: 4
Coding region: 151-1209 (352 amino acids)
Molecular function (GO): nucleic acid binding
Source: RefSeq, a predicted model, not a curated record
GUUCCUAUAUCCAUCGAGCAGUGGGAUCGGGGGGUGGUCUUCUCCCACGUCGAGCGGGGGAGGAGCGGGAGAGAAGAGGGAUCGAGGUGUUCCCCCUUGCUUCUCUCUUUCUCUCCCUCUAUCUCUAUCUCUAGCUCUCUCGUCGCCAUCAUGGAGGUUCCGGAGAUCCAUGGGGUCGUUGUGGAGAAGGUGGAGGAGGGUCGUGUUGCUCAUCCCCAGCCCCGGGUGGAUCCCUUCCUCGUCGAGGCUCUCCAGAAUCCUCGGCAUCGGCUUACAGUUUUGCGGAUGGAAUUGGAUAUCCAAAGGUUCAUGCAGAACCCUGAACAAUAUCAAUUUGAAUUCCAGCAUUUUCCCACAUCAUAUCUUCGUUGUGCUGCACAUCGUGUUGCUCAGUACUAUGGUCUACAGACCCUAUUGCUAGACAAUGGUUUAGAUGGUUCAGGCAACAGAAUAUUAGCAAUGAAAAUACCUGAAAGUAGAUUUCCAUCUGUCCAUCUAUCGGAUAUUCCUACGAAACAGGCUGAAACUGAAAAUAUUGGACGAGUUAACAUUGCUAUUAAGGCGAGGCCAAAUAAAGCUUCAUCUGGCGGUGGAGUUGACCUAGAAGCAAAGAAGAGUCAAGUGAGAACUGUGGAAGAGAGGAAAGAAGAAUAUGACAAAGCUCGAGCUCGCAUUUUUAGUUGUUUUAGCAGUCCAGAAGUUGAGGGUUCUUGUAUGGUUGCAGCUGAAGAUGGAAAUAUUUAUGAAAGCGCAGAUGAACAGGAAAAUUGCAGGACUUGGGCUGAUGAAGGUGAAAAGACCAGCCCAAAAGAUGGUGCUUCCAGAGUGGCCAUUUUCAGAGACAAGGAGAAGGAUCGAAAUGAUCCAGACUAUGAUCGGAGUUAUGACAGAUAUGCAAGGAGUUUCUCAUUUAGCCCAACCUUCGGUGUGGGGGCAUGCAAUGUUGUUCAGUCUCCGUUGAUGCCAUAUGAAGCGGGUUUCCCUCAGGUGCCUAGGGUCCAAUCCUCAAUGAGUUUUAGCCAAUCAAACCCAGUUAGAGGCCCAUUUUGUGCUUUCGGAUGCAACCAGACUUCCAGGGAUGCUGUCUACAUGCAAUGGCCUAGCACUGCCAUGUUUUAUGCCCAUUCCUAUGAACAUUUCAGGCAUGCCGUGUUCCAGGCUCCGUUCUAUCAGCAGCCUCUUAGCUUUGAUGGAAAGCCUCAGCAAUGAUGUAUCAUCUCUUUACUAAACUAGUGGUAGAGUAGGCAAUAUUUCAGAUUGAAAAACUGUACCCUUCUCUAUUGUUGUAGGUCUUGUGAUUGUAGUGGACCUGUUGUGUGUAAGUCAACCAUUCAAAACUAUCUUUUUAGUAUUUUUUUUUGUUUUUGUGUUUUGGGUCUUGUUUGAAAAAGUGCUACUACUACUACUA